AUGUCGAAGACCAAGCCCUACUUUCACGCGACCUUCCUCACGACGGUGGAGAGCAGCGGCCAUCUGCUGUACGACGUGCGGCGUCUGAUUGAGCAGCAAGGCUUUUUCGUCGCAUUCGUAGACUUUCCUGCCGUUUCCCCUGGCUGGCAGGACGGACACGAUUUCACGUUUAGCGUUACCUACACGCGGGUCGAUCUGCCGCCCGAACGCAUCGAAGAGGCGUUCAACCUCUUUGGAGGCCAGCCGAAGAUGUCGGACUACAAGCCCGACUUUGUCGCCGAGUUCGAGACGACGGUGGAGUCGUGCGAGCUGUUGCACUCAAAAGUCGUCGAGCUGAUCGAGAAGGCUGGCUUCCGCAUCGUUUCCGCCGAAAUGCCCGAGAUUGAUUCGGACGACGACGACGACGACGAGGUGGACUUCGAAGUGACCUUCACGCACGCCCACGAUCCACUCGGGAACCUCCGCAAGGAAUUGGACCUCUUCAAGGCGUUCGACAACCUCAGGGUCAUCACGCACGAGGAGCACAAGGCUACAUUAGUCAAACCUCGAAAGACCUCCACCAAUCCGACGCCGAGCAAGACGGUGUUCACGCCGAUCCAAACGGACAAGACCCCAAACAAAGCGACCGAGAAGAAAAAGUGA
Molecule: messenger RNA, 642 nt
Organism: Kalmanozyma brasiliensis GHG001
Lineage: Eukaryota; Fungi; Basidiomycota; Ustilaginomycetes; Ustilaginales
Exons: 2
Coding region: 1-642 (213 amino acids)
Source: RefSeq, a predicted model, not a curated record